CAAGGACACUCUAGCCGUCACUUCCUUAGCUAUCUAUAGUUUCAAGAACGGCCCUCUAUCUAGACGGUUCUCUGGAGUUCUUUCUCUAUGGCUUCGCGCCGCCGGACUGGGAGGGCGGCUGGGACAUUGCGUCUCUAACCGAGAGGCCGCCGCACCAGGGGGGAGGGAAACUGAGGCGCGAGCAGAUGGAGCCUGGGAUGGAGACAGAGACGUUGGAGUCGAGGAUCAACCGAGCUACCAAUCCUCUAAAUAAGGACCUUGAAUGGGACAGCAUCAAUGCUUUUUGUGACCAGCUCAAUAAGGAACUAGAGGGCCCACCACUUGCCACCCGGCUUCUAGCCCACAAGAUCCAGUCUCCACAAGAAUGGGAAGCCAUUCAGGCUCUCACGGUGCUGGAGGCCUGUAUGAAGAGCUGUGGCAAACGCUUCCAUGAUGAAGUAGGCAAGUUCCGCUUCCUUAACGAGCUCAUCAAGGUGGUGUCGCCCAAGUAUCUAGGAAGCAGAACCCCAGAGAAAGUGAAAUCCAAGAUCUUGGAGCUGUUGUAUAGUUGGACAUUGGGGCUGCCCCAUGAAGUGAAGAUUACGGAGGCCUAUCAGAUGCUGAAAAAACAAGGGAUUAUAAAAUGUGACCCCAAGUUGCCAGAUGAUACACCCUUCCUGCUGCCUCCCCCCAGGCCAAAGAAUGUCAUUUUUGAUGAUGAAGAGAAGUCCAAGAUGCUGGCUCGUCUGCUCAAAAGCUCCCACCCUGAGGACCUCCGGGCUGCCAACAAGCUUAUAAAAGAGAUGGUUCAGGAGGAUCAAAAGCGAAUGGAGAAGAUCUCCAAGAGGGUGAAUGCUAUUGAGGAGGUGAACAACAAUGUGAAGCUGCUGACCGAGAUGGUGACUAAUUACACCAAGGGGGAGACAACAGAGAGCAGCGAGGACCUCAUGAAAGAGCUGUACCAGCGUUGUGAGCGCAUGAGGCCUAUGCUUUUCCGUCUUGCCAGUGACACAGAAGAUAACGAUGAGGCAUUAGCGGAAAUUUUGCAAGCCAAUGAUAACUUAACACAAGUGAUCAACAUGUACAAGCAGUUUGUGAAAGGAGAGGAGAUCAAUGGUGAGACUGUGGCUGGUUCUCUUCCAGGCAGCGCUUCAGCACUUCUGGAUCUAUCAGGGCUCGACAUGCCAACCACAAGCCCUUCCUACCCAGCCUUACCAAGCUUCUCAAGUGGCAUCUCAGCAGCUUCUGUGCCAGAGCAAACCGGCUCUGUGUCUCUGCUGGAUGAUGAACUCAUGUCAUUAGGGCUUAAUGAUCCAGCAACUCCCUCAGCCCAGGGUACAGAUAACAGUGGCUGGAACAAUUUCCAGUCAUCUGACAGUCCUGAGCUCACCAACCCCUCAGUCCCACCUGCCCCAGUGGGGAAAGCUGAUGCUGGACCGCCUACGCCAACACCUUAUGCUGCCACUAGUGGCAUGGAUGAUCUGGAUCUGCUGGGCAAGACUCUGUUGCAGCAGUCUCUUCCCCCAGAAUCUCUGCAAGUCAGAUGGGAGAAGCAGCCACCACCGCGGUUAACAUUGCGCGACCUCCAAAACAAGAGCACUUCCAGCCCAUCUGUGAACACCAGCUGCACCCAGCCCCUCUUCUCGAGCCUCUCUGCCACCCUGCCUCUGCCCUCUGAGCAGCCAGCACCCACUGUGGCCCCUCGAGGACUGCCAACACCCUCUGGAGCCACGGUUCCCUCAGCGGGCCUCUCUGCUUCCACGUCCCCCCUGGAAAUCUCACUGACAAGUGUCUCUGUGCCUCUGGAAUCUAUCAAACCUAGCAGCAUUCUGCCAGUGACUGUGUAUGACCAGCAUGGAUUCCGUGUCCUCUUCCACUUUGCCAAGGACUCUCUGCCUGACCGGCCUGAUGUGCUAGUAGUGGUCAUCUCCAUGCUCAGCACAGCCCCCUUGCCCAUUAGGAACAUCGUCUUUCAGUCUGCCGUCCCCAAGGUGAUGAAAGUGAAGCUGCAGCCGCCCUCAGGGACAGAGCUCCCAGCUUUCAACCCCAUUGUGCCCCCUGCGGCAGUCACCCAGGUCCUUCUGCUUGCUAACCCACAGAAGGAGAAAGUAAGACUACGAUACAAGCUGACCUUCACCAUGGCAGAUCAAACCUACAAUGAAAUGGGCGAUGUGGACCAGUUCCCGUCUCCAGAGUCAUGGGGGAACCUGUAGCACUGCAGCCGGCGUGCUGCCUCAGACUUCUAAGGAUUCUGCCUCCUUUAAGACAAGCGCUUUCCCAGGGCUGGCUAGCUCUCAGACUGAAAGGCUGGCGAUCAGCAGGAUGCUGUGUGUGGAGGAUAGCAGGCAGAGAUGAGAGGGGAUGGGUGCCCCUUGGGGGGUGUUGGGACAGGAGCGAUGGAAUGAGUUUGUCUCUGUUCUUCUAACCUGAUUUCUGAGGUUGCUCAGAAACCUCAUCUCGCUCCUGCCCUCAUCCUGCUCUCCCAGCUGUUGCUUUUCUUUCCAUGGAAGGGCGGUCAUGAUCAGCUGAGACUGGCUUUGUGAAACCCACCUCCAGGGAGAGACUCUUUGGAUCAUAUCCCCUCCUGCUAAAGUUCUAUCGGACCUUAGCCCCUUCCUGCUCUUCAGCUCUUUCUCACUCCACACUGUCCACAAGCAAAUCUAAAGGGUUGAGGUUGCAAGGGUGAUACUUGGAGCGAUGCCCCUUGCUCUCCUUCUCUGUGCGUGAAGCUUGAUUGGUGGCUUGGAUGAGGCAAUAGGCCCCACUCUUGUCACGGGAGACCUAGGUGGCCUAUUUGUGACUCCAUGGGCCAAACAGCCUUGAGAUUACAGGGUGGCUGGGUCUGUUUUGCCCAUGAGACCUUUAUUUCCCCAGAGCUGGGUAACGGGCAUGGGUUAAUGCUCACCAUGCUUGUUGAGCUGCUUAGGAUCAGAAUCUGCCUCAGCUAGUGGGACGGGCCAAGGAGGAAGGAGGGCAGUGUGCAUAGUCUAUUAUGCCUUACAUUUGAAGGGUUAGCAUUGCAGCCUAUUGUGCAGUUGCAACAGAAGGGUUGUACUCCACGCCUUACUUUCUCUUCUGGGGUAGGAAGCUGACAAUACCAAGUAGCAAUCUGCAGGGUGAUGAGAAGUCCUCUUCCUGAACUGUGCUGCCUGUAUGGCACAUGGAGCUCCCACAUUUCUCUGUGCUGUGGAUUCCAUCGCUAGGUUUCUGUGGCACAGAACUAGCACCCGCUAGAAUGUGGUGUUGAAAGGAAGGUGUGAAGGGGAAAGAGCUGCCAUAACAACGUCUGUUUCCCCACAGAUCUUUGCCAGGUGGAGCUGUCCCUCUUCUUCCUCCCACAAACUGGUGUACUCACAGACUUUGGGCCAAAAAGCACACAGUCUAACUGACUAAGUUGUUCUGCCUAGGAGUGAUGGCUCCUUCAUGGAUAGGCUUCCUGAUGGGAGGCAGAGUUGAGCUUUGUUGAUGAGAGCAGUGGGUGGGAUUGUGGGUGUAGAAAGGCAUUUUACCCAGGUGGGUUAUGCACCUGUUUCAGACAACAAUAGUCUGCUUUUGGUAGGAAAGCCUUUCUGAAGUGGGGUUCUGGUAUGACUGGAUACUUUUACUUACUGGUCUUUCUUUCAGGGUUCUCUUUGCCCCCUUUUCUCUCUAGAUUUGGUUUGGUUUGGUUCUUGAAACAGACUUGUAUAUAUAUAUUUUGGUGCAAAUUCUGCAUAUGGAAAAGGACUUUAAAAUAGGCUCUGUGUGAAAUCUGCUGUAUUAAUGGGAAAUAAAACAAUUUCUUUCCUGUA
Rhineura floridana is the source of this 3770-nucleotide messenger RNA. RefSeq names its product golgi associated, gamma adaptin ear containing, ARF binding protein 1 (gene GGA1). Gene Ontology annotation, biological process: intracellular protein transport; vesicle-mediated transport. The record is from RefSeq and is a predicted model, not a curated record. Gene Ontology annotation, molecular function: ubiquitin binding; small GTPase binding; phosphatidylinositol binding. Bases 186 to 2192 code for a protein of 668 amino acids. Gene Ontology annotation, cellular component: trans-Golgi network. The transcript is spliced from 17 exons. NCBI's taxonomy places the organism in Eukaryota, Metazoa, Chordata, Lepidosauria, Squamata, Rhineuridae.